Messenger RNA from Mucor velutinosus, 1923 nucleotides. RefSeq lists its product as uncharacterized. The transcript is spliced from 3 exons. Gene Ontology annotation, biological process: positive regulation of transcription by RNA polymerase II; negative regulation of transcription by RNA polymerase II. Lineage: Eukaryota; Fungi; Mucoromycota; Mucoromycetes; Mucorales; Mucoraceae. Gene Ontology annotation, molecular function: DNA-binding transcription factor activity, RNA polymerase II-specific; zinc ion binding; RNA polymerase II cis-regulatory region sequence-specific DNA binding. The record is from RefSeq and is a predicted model, not a curated record. The coding region runs from base 1 to 1923 and encodes 640 amino acids.
AUGGCGCCCAUUGUGUUAAAAGUUAAAGGAAAUAUGCAAUCAUUGCCCUUCAACAAUGAUGAUGCAUCUGAUGAUUUGUCCAAGACAUGGAGAGUCUGUACCAAAGUAAAAGACUCGCUGGAAAAUGGAUCAAGACUAGAGAAUCUCUCAUGGCGCCUGUGGUUUGCUCACAACACAAACGACAAUAAGAAACCAACUCCCGUUUCCCCUGCCGCUGCUUCUUUGCUUCGUAAUUUUAGGGUUCCAGAUGAUUUUGAUUUCAAAGCACAGCAACAAAAGAGAAAGAACAUGAAGACACAUGCUGAACUAGAAGCAGAGUACAGACGGAAACUAAGCCUACAGCAAAAGAAGCAAGCAGAGCAAAAAAUACAGGAUUUCAGCUUAUACAAUAACAACAGCAGCAGCAAUGUAAACAUGGAUAGGCAAAAAGAGUUUACGCUUCAUCAAUUUACAUCAGAUCAAGCAGGUGAUCAGGUUAUCGAAUUAGACGAUAUCUUCAAAUCGUUUAGUGGUGACAUGCAAGCCUACUUGGAUCCUUCAGAAGAAAGCCCAACAUCUCAACAACUGGAUCAAAUCAUAAAUCAAUCAUGGCCUCUGCCUUCAUCUGAUUUCACCCAGGCAAGCAGCAACAGCACUUCUCCGAUUACAUAUCAGCCGCCAUCUUAUCAACCAGACUACACUGAUUAUAACUAUAAUGAAAAUUCCUCUGCCCUGUAUGUUUCAUCUGAAGCAAUGCCACCUAUUCCUAUAGGUACACUUCACAACAAGUUACUAACGACACUACCCAGAGAGACAUUGGAAACAGCCGGAAGACUACUCAAUAGUAACAGCAAUAGCACUUUCAGCAGUAGUAGCAAUAGUAGUAUGAGCAUUCCAUCAUCGUCAAAUUACUCAUCCUCCAUGAUUCAAUCCACACCCACUACGCCUUAUAUGACGACAGCCUCCACCUUUUCCACACCACAAAGCAAUCCUGUCAUGACAAAUCAGCAAGUGAUACAAGCACAACAACAUCAAUUUUUCGCUCAGCCUAUUACUACUCCAACGAUUACUACCAAAAAGAAUAUUAUACCUACUGCUUCUCAUAGUACCUCAUUUACAUUCUCUCAUCAUCAAGCCCCACAACUUCCCCGACAGCAACAGCAGCAUCAAUUCCAUCAUCAUCAACAUCAUCACAAGCAAUCUAAAUCAUUACCCUCUUCGCGGGCGCCUUCUCCACCACUGCCAUGUGAUUUAGGAGGAUCCUCUUCCUCCGCAUCUUCCUCUCCCACAUCUGUCCUUUCUCCAUCUUCAUCUCCAAACAAAAGAUCAGUGGCUAUCAAUAGCUCGCCUUCGGAAGGAAAAGCGCCUGUCUGUAGCAAUUGUAGCACUACAUCUACUCCACUCUGGAGAAGAUCAGCGAAUGAUGAAUUACUUUGUAAUGCAUGUGGUUUAUAUCUUAAAUUACAUAAUGCGCCUAGACCGAAAUACCUCAAACCACAAUCUUCUAGAAAAGAUCUUCGUGGUGAAGAUGAGAAUAUUAUUCAACCUCUUUGUUCCAAUUGUGGUACAUCAACUACGCCUCUUUGGCGACGUGAUUUAGAUGGAGCGCCAUUGUGCAAUGCUUGCGGUUUAUACUUAAAAUUACAUCAUGAAAAGAGGCCUUUAUCUAUGAAGACGGACAAUAUCAAGAAGCGACAACGUUGCGAUAAUGGAAAUUCUGCCAACAACAAAUCAAACAUCUCUGCAAACAAUACGCUCUCUACAGCGACAAAAAAGAAAAAUCGAGUAAUGGAGGAGCCUUUAACAACAACAGUUACAUUUGAUACCAAAUAUCAAUACAUGGAAGAUAUUAUACCAGCAGAAAAUAACAACAAUAACAACACAGCAAGCAAUUACUCGCCAUUUGGUUCAUUUGGUCUAACAUUAACUCAUCAGCCUAUUUAA